UACUCCCAAGUCCCAACUGGUCUUACGCGGUGAGCCGGUGACCCAGCAGCGGAAGGAACUGCCGUCUCGGUCAGUCGGUUGUGGGCUGCCGCCUCCCUACCGACCUCGAUCGCCUUCUUCGCCGCCAUCGCCACUGAUCGGGUUCUUCCCUUCGAAUCCAAGUAAUCGGGGUUCCUGUGUCCCGGAAGAGGAUGGGGUCCGUAUCCAAGAAGACGAUCUCGAGGCACACCACGCACACGGAGCAGGGGUCGCACGCGUUCGAGAUCUCCGGGUACAGCCUCAACAAGGGCAUCGGCGUCGGCCAGUACAUCCAGUCCUGCACCUUCACCGUCGGCGGCUACGACUGGGCCAUCCGCCUCUACCCCGACGGGGUCGUCGAGGCCUUCAGGGACUACGUGACCAUCUACCUCGAGCUCGUCAGCCAGGACGCCGAGGUGCGGGCUCUGUAUGACCUGUCCUUGGUUAAGCAGGAAACCGGCUUGCCAGUCAGUAUGUGGUGCAAAUCGACCCCGAGAGAGUUCCGAUCCCGCGAUAGCAGCCGUUUCGCGCCGCAGAGUGGAGGGUUCAUACCGAGAAGCACGCUGGAGAUGGAUGACAUAGGCUACGUUCUGGACGAUUACCUGACGAUCGAAUGUGCUGUUACUGUCGUCAAAGAAGCACACUUGUACCAAACCUCGGCAGAGUAUGAGAUCGCGUUGCCGCCAUCGGACUUGUCUGAUCAUUUCGGCAAGUUACUGUUGGAAGAGGAAGGAGCCGAUGUGACUUUCAGUGUUGGAGGAGAAACUUUUGCUGCACAUAAGAUUGUGCUAGCCACACGCUCGCCUGUCUUCAAGGCAGAGCUGUAUGGACAGAUGAAGGAGAGGACGGCGCAAAGCGUAACCAUUGAGGACAUGCAGCCUGCUGUUUUCAGGGCCUUUCUGCAUUUCAUCUAUACUGAUUCGCUGGCUCAAAUGGAGGAUCUUGAUCAUGAUGAUUACAGUGAAAUGAUCCGGCAUUUACUUGUGGCUGCAGAUAGAUAUGCCAUGGACAGGCUCAAGUUGAUUUGCCAAAACGUCCUCUGUCAGUAUAUUGACGUGGACACAGUGGCGGCUACAUUGGCUUUAGCUGAUCAGCAUAACUGUGAGAGCCUUAAGAAUGUUUGCAUUGACUAUAUGACCACUUCAGAUGAGAUUGAUGCCGUGGCGGCAACUCAAGGUUAUGCAAAUCUCAAAAGAUCUUGCCCUUCUGUCUUAAUAGAUGUGUUAGAGAAGCGAAGCAGGAUUCAGAAAGAAUAGAUUCCUUGAUGUGUAGCUCAUCCUAAGCUAAGUCUGUUGUCUAUGCAGUUUAGUUCUUAGAUAAUAAUUUGCUAGGUUUCCUACAACUUUUAGGUGGUAAGUCUGGUUUCUUAUGAUAUGUGCACCUUUUCCAUCGAAUUUAUUGCCUGUUCAUGUCAGAUGGAUACUGUGGUGGCAAAAGGCUAAUGUUAAGCCAGUUUGAAGGAACUUGUUCAGAUGUUUUGGUUGAUGCAUUUGGCUAGAACUAGGCUUUGGAAA
This is a messenger RNA of Brachypodium distachyon (stiff brome), 1532 nucleotides long. RefSeq names its product BTB/POZ and MATH domain-containing protein 1. Bases 192 to 1274 code for a protein of 360 amino acids. Lineage: Eukaryota; Viridiplantae; Streptophyta; Magnoliopsida; Poales; Poaceae. Gene Ontology annotation, molecular function: protein binding. Gene Ontology annotation, biological process: protein ubiquitination. The transcript has 2 exons. The record is from RefSeq and is a predicted model, not a curated record.